Messenger RNA from Cutaneotrichosporon cavernicola, 2331 nucleotides. RefSeq lists its product as uncharacterized. The record is from RefSeq and is a predicted model, not a curated record. NCBI's taxonomy places the organism in Eukaryota, Fungi, Basidiomycota, Tremellomycetes, Trichosporonales, Trichosporonaceae. Gene Ontology annotation, molecular function: RNA polymerase II cis-regulatory region sequence-specific DNA binding; DNA-binding transcription factor activity, RNA polymerase II-specific. Bases 1 to 2331 code for a protein of 776 amino acids. Gene Ontology annotation, biological process: regulation of transcription by RNA polymerase II. Gene Ontology annotation, cellular component: chromatin; PcG protein complex; transcription regulator complex. The transcript is spliced from 4 exons.
AUGGACGUUCUCGACCUCGUAAACGACACCAACCAAGUCGGACCAGGACACGACUUUCUGGUGCGCCCCUUUGUCUGCACAUUUGAGAACUGUGACCGCGCUUUUGCACGUAAGAGUGACCUCGCCCGUCACUUCCGAAUCCACACCAAUGAGAGGCCAUUUGUCUGUGUCUACCGUGGAUGCGGGAAAGCAUUCAUUCAGCGCUCUGCGUUGACUGUGCACACCCGUGUCCACACUGGUGAGCGCCCUCACCACUGCGAGACAUGUAACAAGGCAUUUGCCGACUCAAGUUCGCUGGCCCGCCACCGUCGUAUCCACACGGGCAAGCGUCCCUACGGAUGCAAGGUUCCGGGAUGUGGGCGCCAGUUUGCGCGUCGCAACACGUACCUCAAGCACUUUAAGCGUCAACAUCCGGACCUUCCUCCUCCCACCUCGAGCUCGGUUCGUGCACUUCACAUGCCAAACAUGGGCUCGCGUCCAUUCCUCGGGUCUGCCGGCUCUGUCCCUCCUUCGGGAAGCGACAGCAACGACUACGGGACACCUCCCUCUAACGUUGGACCCCCCCACGGCUACGCCGCCUCUCAUCCGCCAGAGGGUGCGGCGUACUCCUACAACGGCGGGUUCGUCAACGGGAUGCUCCACUCCUCCCAGCUCGCACCCAACCAAGGAGCAGGGCUCCACCCCUACUUCCACCCCAGCCAUGCGGAAGCGCAAGGUCAUGGUUCCCUCUCCUCGCUCUCCCACCCGGGUGGCAGUUCCGAUCAGGGCGGCCAAACGACUCCGGGUGAGCGUCCCGACGUCCAGUAUCCGCACCCAGGAGGGCACCUCGGCUUCAACGGUGCGUCGCUCCAGCAGAACAACCUCGGUGUCGCAAACGGUGGCGGUGAAGGUGGUGAGCAGUCCAUCUUCUCGUACCAGGAAAACUCCGUCCCGCGUCUUCCAGGUCAAGUCGGAAACCCGAUGAGCAACUCGUCCUUCUACUACAAACAGGAAGCUCCAGGCGGUGGUAUGCGCCCGUUCCAGCCGGAAAAUGGCAUGAUGACCCAGGCUCCUUGGGGCCAGGUUGGCGGUUUCAACCCCUCGCAGCUGUCUCUCCCUCCUCUCAACUCGGGCCUCCAGCCGUCGUAUCAGCAGCAGGGUGGGUUCCACCCACAACAACAGGACCAGGACGCUGGUGCUGUCAAGAGCGAGCCAAAGCCAAGUCACUCACCCGUCUCGGACCGUGCCAACACCCCCGAAGGCCUUGUCGAUGUCAGCUCGAUCUCCGCGAUCAAGUACCCGCAGUCGGUGCCAUCAUACCCACCCAUUGCGACGUUCACCGGGCUCACUCACAGCCACAUGCCUGCCCCUCUCCUUCCCAACAUCCCUGGCGGGCAGCCGGCUCUGCACGCGGUUCCCCCGCAGAUGCAGAGGUUCCACUCGGCUCCCAUCGUCCCCACCAUCAAUAACAACGGAUGGAACAACUUCGAGCAGUUCAAGGCGACGACUCCAGGCGCUCCCGGCGCACCCUGUUUCAACGACCGCAUGCCUCUUCGUCGCAUGCCCAUGACCGGCGAGGCAUGGCAGCAGGGCCCACCACCCCAGCCUCAGCCCAUCGACGAUGGCAGUCACGACGCGUCUGACGCCGAGUCGGCCUCUGCGAAGAGUGCCAAGACUCCUGCCAUGGCUCCCCGCGUGCCAGACUGGAACCCUAGCCCCAGCUUCCCCACUGUUCGCGGUGCUGCCCAGUUCCGAUACCCAUCGGCUGGUUCAGCCGCCUCGCCAGGCUCGUCGAUGCUCAACGCGGGCCCCGCGCCCCACUCUUUGCCACCAAUGCCGGGGGCGUUUAACAUCAACCCUCCCACUAGCUAUUUCCAGCCCAACGCUUCCCAGGGCUGGACCACUGUCCCCCACAAGGACCAGCCCUUCGUCGCCCCCAACAUGCUCGCUCGUCAGUCGUUCAUGCCGCCCUACAUGCAGCACCAGAACAGCCAGGACAGCCAGCUGUCCAUCUCGUCGGACAAGCUGCCGAUGGGCCGUGACCGCCAGGCCAGCGGUGUCUCGUCUGUCGGCUUUGGCCUCGCCAACGUCACCUUUGACGAGGGCGACGCGUCGGGCGACGAGGACGACAAGCCCUGGACACCGUCGGUGGUCGGCUCCCCCGUCAUUGGCGAGGAGGAGCUCGACUCGGACGAGGAGGACGGUGCCGGGGACGACGACUCGGACGAUGACUACGUCCUGGGCGGCAAGCCCAAACGCAAGGGCAGCGGCGGUAGCGGCAAGCGCGGGCGCAGUCGCACUAUCCCCCGCCCGGCCGGCAGCCAACAGCCCCAGCGCCGAGUGCUCGCCUAA